Messenger RNA from Grus americana (Whooping crane), 2792 nucleotides. It is a transcript of the gene SSTR3, whose product is annotated as somatostatin receptor 3. The transcript has 2 exons. Gene Ontology annotation, cellular component: membrane; neuron projection. NCBI's taxonomy places the organism in Eukaryota, Metazoa, Chordata, Aves, Gruiformes, Gruidae. The coding region runs from base 750 to 1955 and encodes 401 amino acids. The record is from RefSeq and is a predicted model, not a curated record. Gene Ontology annotation, molecular function: somatostatin receptor activity; neuropeptide binding. Gene Ontology annotation, biological process: neuropeptide signaling pathway.
CGAUCUGAGCGGAGCCCCCCCUCCUGCCACGCCACUCUCCCACCACACAGCUGCUCUCUGCAUCCCUCUCUUCAUUCUUUCCCUCUCCCCUCCACUGUCCCCAGCUCCUUUUACCGCACUCCCCAUUCCUCCAUCCUCCCCUCUGCACUCCCCCUCUCCCUUUGCCCCUCUCCUGCCCCUCCCUCUCCCUCUUUCUCUCUCCAUCCCAGUCUCUUCUCCCUGCUCCUCUCUGUUCUCCUGCCCUAUCGUCCAUCCCCUCCUUCUCCUUCUCCUUCUCCUGCCGGUGUUUCCGUGCGUGGCGCCCAUUGGCUGCCGGCAUCCGUCCCCCAGUAGCUGCCACUCCACUCCUCUGUCUGCCCGAGCGCAGCAGACGAGCCCCCUUUCCCGCAGAUGGCGAGGGGAACGCGGGGGAGAGACCCGCCGGCGUGAGGGUGAGGGACCGCGCAUCCCCGGAGGGACGCCAGCCCGGCCGGCUGGCCACCAGCAGGCACGGGAGUGGGCCCCAGUCCCACACCAGUCACGGAGGAGGCGAUGGGCAGGUCCAGGAAGAAGGACUUGCGUCUCCGGUAGUACAUGGUGGGACUCACUCCCUCCUGGGACUGCUUUGCUUAAUUGCUUUUAAGAAAGGGGAAGGGGAAAAAUAUGACACGGAUUCUCCUGGUGAAGCAGAGGAAAAUGUACAUCCCAACGACACAUUGCUAACUGAUCCUGCAAGGACACUGCCCCCUGCCCUCUUCCUUGACUCUGCUAUGGACACUUCUGCUUUCAGCCUCCCCACGCCGGCAGUGUCAGAGGAGGGGAAUGCCUCUGGCAGCUGGGCAGGCUUCACCACCCCCAACAGCUCCACCACCACCAGUCCUGGUGUGGUUGUCAGCGGUGUCCUCAUCCCCCUGGUCUACCUCAUUGUCUGUGUGGUGGGGCUGAUUGGGAAUUCUCUGGUCAUUUAUGUGGUCCUACGACACUCUGUGAGCGAGUCAGUGACCAACGUCUACAUAUUGAAUCUGGCCCUAGCUGAUGAGCUUUUCAUGCUGGGCCUCCCAUUCCUGGCCGCACAAAAUGCCCUGUCCUACUGGCCUUUUGGGUCUUUCAUGUGCCGCCUGGUGAUGGCUGUGGAUGCCAUCAACCAGUUCACCAGCAUCUUCUGCCUGACAGUGAUGAGUGUUGAUCGCUACCUGGCCGUGGUCCACCCAGGGAAGUCCUCCAAAUGGCGGACGGCACGAGUGGCCAAGGCUGUGAGUGCAACUGUGUGGGUGCUGUCUUCCGUGGUGGUGCUGCCAGUGGUGGUCUUCUCAGAUGUCCCCUUAGGGAUGAGCACAUGCCACAUUCAGUGGCCAGAACCUGCCUCUGUGUGGAGAGCUGGCUUCAUCGUCUACACUGCCACCCUAGGAUUCUUUGGGCCACUGCUGGUGAUUUGUCUCUGUUACCUUCUUAUCGUUGUGAAGGUCCGUUCCUCUGGCAGGCGGGUGAGGGCUCUGUCCUCCAAGCACAAGCUUUCAGAGCGCAGGGUGACCCGCAUGGUGGUGGCUGUUGUGGCUGUCUUCAUCCUUUGCUGGCUCCCCUUCUAUGUCCUCAACAUAAUCAAUGUCGUCUGCCCACUGCCAGAGGAGCCAUCCCUCUUUGGUGUCUACUUCCUCGUGGUGGUGCUGCCAUAUGCCAACAGCUGUGCCAAUCCUAUCAUCUAUGGCUUCCUCUCCUACCGCUUCAAGCAGGGCUUCCGGAGGGCCAUCCUCAGGCCAUCUCGCCGAGUCCAGAGCCAGGAAGUGCCAGCAUGUCCCCCAGAGAAGACUGAUGAUGAAGGGGAAGAGGGUGAGAUCAGCAAGAUCACCCAAAAUGGUAAUGACAGGCAGGAACACCCUCUAAGCAGUGGGGAAGGAGAAAACAAUGAGCAAAAACCACUCCCUGAGGAGCCUGUGGGAUGUGAAAAGAGCAACAAGUUGCAUGUCAGUUAUUUAUGAUGAAAGGAAUAGUGCAGGGGAAAGAGAUAUUGGGACAUGGGAUCCCCUUCACCCUCUGUGCUUUUCCACCAAGGCAAUGGGAGAGGUUGAUACAAGGAAAUAUUCAAGGCCAAAACUCUGCUUAAAGAUGAAGAGGGCUCCAUGAGCUUGUGGAAGAAGCAAGGCAUUGUUCUUGGCUUUGGAAGGGACACCUGAGGUUUGUGUGGUACCAGGUAAAGGAAGAACUGGAUCCAGGGAGAGCUGAAGAGGUGAUGGGCGCUGACAGUAUGGAGAGAGCAAGGCCAGCCCUAGACUGCAUGAUCCAUCCUUAGAUCACCCAGCUGUGCAAGGCACCAGCUGCCAUCUGACUGUGGCACCUCAAGGAAAUCCUCAAAAUGGCAUAUAUGACAUGUACCAUUGAAGAUCUAGAACAGGCAUUUCAGUGCCUUGGUUAUCUUCCUUAUAAACAGGAGAAGUGGUUUACCCUAAAGGAAGAAUAGGAAGAAAAAUGUCUGCAGCUAAGACAUGCUAGUUGCAUGAAUGUCUGACCCUUCUCUAGCUCUCCAAUAAGUCUUGGGGACAGUGUCUCUACCCAUGCUGGUCCUGGCUGGAGACCACUCUGACUGCUCAAGGCCUCUUUCUUUCCAGGGCUCUCAUGGACUCUGGGUAGGUUGAUGAGACUUACCUGGGAGAACAAAUGGGACAUUUUUUUCCUGAACCUCACACUCUUUAGGGUUUUCCUGGUGCCUCUGCACCCUGGUGCAGAGGUAGAGAAGACAACAAGGCAUGGGUUGGAGGCAGAGUUUCUUACAAGCUGAAAUGCCUUUCCCCUUUUCCUCUCUCUAAGCCUUACUGUAA